GAGAAUGAGCUGAGGGAGAAGCUUCGCCUCGAACAGCUGUCUGACCACCCCCACAGGCGCAAUGAUGUCACUUCCUACUCCUCCCCCAUCCAGAUGAACCAUGUGACCCGAGCAGAAGAGCCCUGCCCCCACUCGGAGCGCCGCCCCGCCCCUGUCCCACCCCCACUGCCACCCCCCUCCAUGCCCAUCACCGUCAUCCCUAUCCCCAGGAUGACCUCCAACCACACAGGUCUGUCCCCCACCAUCUCAACCCCUUCCUCCACCACCCUGUCCCCCCAGGCUGGGGCAGCAUCCCACCUGGCCUCCCCCAGGAGGGUCCCUCACUCCCCAAGUCAGGACCUCCAGGGACAGGGUGCACUUUUAGCUGUCUCUCCUCAGGUGAAGACAGACCACCCCCACCACUUGCCUUUGACCCAGUCUGGCAACCACAAGCAGAAUCACCACCACCACCAUCAUCACCUUCCGCAGAUGGUUUCCCCCCAAUCUGGUAACCAUAAACUGCAGCAGAAGCAGUCGCCCCAGCUGGUGCAGCCCUACCCUGGCUCCAUCGUCUCAGCCCCCCAGCUGCAUGCCUUACUCCCCCAGCCAGGGCCCCCCCAGACACCCCGUGGGGCCCAGACCAGCCCUGUUGGGGGCCGAGGCAGCCCCCCUGACCUGGACGGGAAGAAGAGGCCUGGAGGGUAUGUGGCCAUUUUUGUUAUUUCUAGGAGAGAUGGUUUGCACUUUGGUUGGAUUUUUUCCUCCAUUUGCAUUUUAGUUUUCCUUUUAUUUUUAUUUGGCUAUUUUGUAGUGAAGAGUCUGUGUGUAGAUGUACCUGAUUGUCAGUCACAUGAUGAGCGGUAAGGCACAAACGGUAUCAGAAAAAUCACAAACCAUGAAAAGUCACUGCAUGAAGGAUUCUUGGACUAUGUACUCUAUAAUGAGUAUGUCCUGAUUGGACAAUUGAGUAGUAAUCAGAUCCAAUUAGCUGCCUGUGCAUAUUAUACAGUAUAUUGUUGAAGUGAAGUAACAGAGAUGAUGGAGUACUUUAUAUUUGUUGGUUGAUUUGAUUCUUGUUCUAUGAGUCUCGUCGUCUUGCCCAUUCUGGACACCCAAUCUUAUAAUGUGCUCCGAUCUGUGCUUUUACAGGGCAGGGACAAGAGAAGUACAUAACAAGCUUGAGAAAAACAGGUGGGUGCAUCUCUCUCCCAUGGUCGCCUUUUAUUAAACAAAGAGGGUUGAGGUCUUUGCACAGAGCAGUUUAAGGUUAUGGUGAGGUUAGGUGUACACUAUUGUUGGCCACAUCUUUUUUCAACCGAGUUGCUUGCAUACUUCUCUGUCCUGUUCUAAAAACAAAUUAUAUUCCCAUUUAUUCACUUAUGGCUAAUCUAUAGAUAUUGCAUUUGUCAGACGAUAAUUGAUAAUAUCUUGGACUUGUUAAUGGCUUUGAAUGUUCUGUUUAUUCUGAUAGUACUUCCAUGUACUGUAGUAGUAGGGUUAUAAUGGCCAAAACAGGACCAAGCAGAGGAGUGGUUGCCUUACCCCUGCCUGCAUCCUUUGUCACAGACGUUUUACCACAAAAACAGAAACCUGUUCAAUAUGUCUCAUGUUAGUAGUCAUUCUUUAUUAGUCCCAAAUGGUUUGUGGCAUAAUUUUUUUUAAGAAGCUGAAUGUGUGAAGUCAUGCCUCGUCCUGCCUCUUCCUCUCACUAAAAGGCUCUUCUCGUUCUACCUCUCUUCCAUCCCUCCAUCCCUCAGACGUGCUCACCUGAAGGAGUGCUUUGACACCCUGAAGAAAAACAUCCCCAAUGCAGACGAGAAGAAGACCUCUAACCUCAGUGUCCUGAGGAGCGCCCUCAGAUAUAUACAGGUAAGCAAGCUAGAAGAACUGCAUGGUUGA
This is a messenger RNA of Coregonus sp. 'balchen', 1878 nucleotides long. The record is from the annotation of a GenBank genome assembly. Lineage: Eukaryota; Metazoa; Chordata; Actinopteri; Salmoniformes; Salmonidae.